UUUCCCUCCAUUGCUCACUAUUCUGCCGUCCCUGCUAGUCUUCUUUUGUUGCUAUCUUUACUUUUUCCUCCUUAAUUAAAUCUUUCAGCCUUCUUGGUCAGAAGAUACUUCCACACCACACCACUCCAUUCUCACUUGUGAGUUAUGACUAGUCACUUGUAACUUACAAACACAAACAAAAACCAUUAAUGAAACACUCUUUUACUCUUAACUACACCCAUAUGUUUCACACACAAUACACUUCACUUACCCCUUUUAAAAAGCCCUUUUUUUUAUAAUUCAUUUUUUCUUCUUCUUCCCAUUUCCCAACUCAAACUCAAACUCUUUGUCUUCUCCUCCUCUUACUCCUGCAUUCUUCUAUCUAAACCCUAGAUUUCAAAUCUGGGGUUUUGUUUCCUGAUUUUCCCAAUCUUCUGAUUUUCCUACAUUUUUUAGUUUCCUCUAUAGUUGAUUUUCUGUAGCUGCAAUGUUUCAGUUCUAAAAAAACGUUUUUUUUUUCUUCCCCUUCUUCUGGGUACUAUUCUCAUAGUAAAUGCAUGGAUGGGAGAGAGGCUAUGGCAUUCUCUGGUGGUCCUGGUUCAUAUUACUUGCAUAGAGGAGGGGUUGAGGCUGCAGGGUCUGGCUCUGGUGGGUUCCAAGUACCUCCUGGAUUCAGAGCUUUGCCAAACAAUGGUAUCAUAGCUCAGCCAAAUGUGAGGGCUCAGGGUGGUAAUGGUGACACUAGUUCCAUGUUUUCGUUGGAGCCUCAGUCUCAUGCUGAUUUUAAUCAUGACAUUAGCGUUGGUGCAUCCUCCGGGGCACCUUCGAGUGAGCCUGUGAAAAAGAAAAGAGGGAGACCCCGGAAAUACGGACCCGAUGGAUCAGUUUCUUUGAAACUGACUCCAAUGUCUGCCCCGGCUAAUUCCACUCAAGACUCGGGUACACCUUCCGAGAAGCGUGGUAGAGGACGUCCCCGGGGAUCUGGAAGGAAGCAGCAGCUAGCUGCAUUAGGUGAUUGGAUGACCAGUUCAGCAGGGUUGGCUUUUUCGCCUCACGUUAUCACCAUUGCAGCUGGCGAGGACAUUGCAGCAAAACUAUUGUUGUUGUCACAGCAGAGACCAAGGGCUCUGUGCAUCUUGUCAGGCACUGGGAUAGCUUCUAAAGUUACUCUGCGACAGCCUGCUUCUACCAAUGCCGGUGUAACUUAUGAGGGAAAAUUCCAAAUAUUAAGCUUAUCCGGUUCUUACUUGGUAUCUGAAGAUGGUGGACCAACCAACAGAACGGGUGGCAUAAGUGUUUCUCUUUCUAGCCGCGAUGGUCAUGUUAUUGGUGGCAGUGUUGCUAUGCUUAUUGCUGGAAGCCCAAUACAGUUGGUUGUGUGCAGUUUUGUAUAUGGCGGUGGCUCGAAGGUAAAGACCAAGCAAGGAAUGAUUACCAAUGGAGAAAGUUCCGAGCCUCAUAAUGAUAACCUAGGUUCUCCAGCCAGUGCUCCACCUGAUCAAAACUACAUCUCUUCACCAACAGGUAUGUGGCCGGGAUCACAACCAUCGGACAUGAAAAGCGCGCCCGCACAUACCGGCAUUGACUUGACGCGAGGGUGAAAUUGAAGAGAUGGCAGUUUUGUAUAUACAUGCUGUUGUAAAUUAGCUUGAGUUUGUGAGCAUUGUGUGGCUUAGCUUGUUAUCUCCAUUGCAGGGUGACAAGUUUUCACUAACAUGCUGAAACAAAAGAAUCAUUUAGGGUUCUAUUAUUGAUUCAUCCAACAUUGUCUUGAGUUCAUUGAGUUCUUAGAUCCUACUUUAGCGACUGCGGAUAGUGUUGGCUAUGGCAUUUGUUUGAUAUCUGUUUCUUAUUAUGCAUUACUACUUAGUGUUACUCUAGAGUACUGUUAAUGUUAUGUUCCUUAUAUGAAAUUUGAGAACAAAAUUGUAUUGAUUGAUUCCAGUAGAUGAUGAGACUUGUUUGUCCUACUUGAUUGGGUUCAUCAACCCUACCAUAUAUUGAUGCAAGUAUCGUGUUUUGGCA
Molecule: messenger RNA, 2004 nt
Organism: Lathyrus oleraceus (garden pea)
Lineage: Eukaryota; Viridiplantae; Streptophyta; Magnoliopsida; Fabales; Fabaceae
Product: AT-hook motif nuclear-localized protein 5
Exons: 6
Coding region: 537-1580 (347 amino acids)
Molecular function (GO): minor groove of adenine-thymine-rich DNA binding
Source: RefSeq, a predicted model, not a curated record